Messenger RNA from Arvicanthis niloticus (Nile rat), 5122 nucleotides. Lineage: Eukaryota; Metazoa; Chordata; Mammalia; Rodentia; Muridae. The record is from RefSeq and is a predicted model, not a curated record.
GGGGGGCGGGGGAGGAGGUCCCCUCAGCGCAGUUAAAAUGAAACUCUAGUGGUUGGAGCCAGGGCAGAGCGUGAGGGGAGCCGGCGCUGUCGUGGUUACCUUUACUACACCGGCAGAGUCGAGCUGACUGGACUCUUCAAGGGGUCGCCAUCCCGAAGCUGCGAAGCUUGGGUUCCCAGCCUGACGCGAACAGAGCCCGAGUCCCAGUCCCAGAGGGAAUCGCUCUCUGCAGACCAGUGGGACCCCGAAACUUGAACGCAACCCCCCUUUUCAAGCCUUUGUCACUUCCCCGGCUUUCUCCCAACGCGUUCUUUUAUUUUUUUCCCCCCUUCCUCUCCAUUCUCUCUUCCCCGAAGGACACAAAAGUGGCUUCCGCUGAAAGAUUAGGAGGCGGUGGGAGCUUUUCCCUUUGGAGAGCGAUUGUGUAGGAAGGAUUUUCGGGAAGCUGCUUUUUAACACCACUGCUCUUUGCUUUCUGAGCUUCCCUGUAACCCUCUGAGCGCGAUGUACAAUACGGUGUGGAGUAUGGACCGCGAUGACGCAGACUGGAGGGAGGUGAUGAUGCCCUAUUCGACAGAACUGAUAUUUUAUAUUGAAAUGGAUCCUCCAGCUCUUCCACCAAAGCCGCCUAAGCCAAUGACAUCAGAGGUUACAAAUGGAAUGAAGGACAGUUUUGUUUCUCUUCAAGAUGCAGAGUGGUACUGGGGUGAUAUUUCCAGGGAAGAGGUAAAUGACAAAUUGCGGGACAUGCCAGAUGGUACCUUCUUAGUUCGUGAUGCCUCAACAAAAAUGCAGGGGGACUAUACAUUGACCUUGAGGAAGGGAGGAAAUAAUAAGUUAAUAAAGAUCUAUCAUCGGGAUGGUAAAUACGGCUUCUCUGAGCCACUGACGUUUAAUUCUGUGGUGGAGCUCAUCAGCCACUAUCGCCAUGAGUCUCUGGCUCAGUACAACCCCAAACUCGACGUGAAGCUGACGUACCCAGUGUCGAGAUACCAACAGGAUCAGUUGGUAAAAGAAGAUAACAUUGAUGCAGUAGGUAAAAACCUGCAAGAGUUCCACUCUCAGUAUCAGGAGAAGAGCAAAGAAUAUGAUAGGCUGUAUGAAGAAUACACCAGAACGUCACAGGAGAUCCAGAUGAAGAGGACCGCCAUUGAAGCCUUCAAUGAGACGAUUAAGAUAUUUGAGGAGCAGUGUCAUACCCAGGAACAGUACAGUAAAGACUACAUCGAGCGGUUUCGCAGAGAGGGGAAUGAGAAGGAGAUUGAGCGAAUUAUGAUGAAUUAUGACAAAUUGAAAUCACGUCUUGGUGAGAUUCAUGAUAGCAAAGUGCGUCUUGAGCAGGACUUGAAGAAACAAGCUUUGGACAACCGGGAAAUAGAUAAAAAAAUGAAUAGCAUCAAACCUGACCUGAUCCAGCUCCGUAAGAUCCGAGAUCAGCACCUUGUAUGGCUCAAUCACAGAGGAGUGAGGCAGAGGCGCCUGAACGCCUGGCUGGGGAUCAAGAACGAGGACAUGGAUGAAAGCUGUUUUAUCAAUGAGGACGAUGAGAACCUGCCACAUUACGAUGAGAAAACCUGGUUUGUGGAGGAUAUCAACCGAGUACAAGCAGAGGACUUGCUUUAUGGGAAACCAGAUGGUGCAUUCUUAAUUCGUGAGAGUAGCAAAAAAGGAUGUUAUGCUUGUUCUGUGGUUGCAGACGGGGAAGUGAAGCACUGUGUCAUCUAUAGCACUGCUCGCGGAUACGGCUUUGCAGAGCCCUACAACCUGUACAGCUCACUGAAGGAGCUGGUGCUCCACUACCAGCAGACGUCCCUGGUUCAGCACAACGACUCCCUCAAUGUCAGGCUCGCCUACCCUGUCCACGCACAGAUGCCUUCGCUCUGCAGAUAAGCAGAGUGGAAGAGACAUGCUCUCCAGCAGUUUUUUUCCUAUGGUUUUUAUUAGACUACGAUGAGGGCAUUCUUUCAACGUAGACUGCUUGUUUUGCACAAGUGAUUCUGUGAAUGUGAAAUGGAGAGGCCAAGCAGUAGCUUGGAGAGAAAUAAGGGGCCCAGGGUCUCUGGACUCAGCUGUGCUGCUGCACUGAUGGACUAAGCUGGAAGCAAAUAUUGGUUUCAUGGGGUUCAGUUUUGUUGUCAGGCACCUUUAAAGGAACAGUUAGACUUGUUGUGGGUUGGGGUGGGGGUCUUAUUUGGAAGCCUCUGAAGAGUCCAUGUUCCCUUGUCCUUGACUCUGAGAGUGCAGCAGGUCACGGUUCUGCUGGGAGUUGUUUGCUUUGAUAGUCUUUCCUCUUCCCCCCAAAUAAGGAGCCGAUUUUGGCUCUGUGGUAAAAUGGGAUUUGGUUUGGGGGGAAAAACAACCAAAGGAAAAUAGGGAGGUGUGGGAUUACAUUUAUAGAGUCUAAACCAAGGAGGCAAAAGACCCCCUUCAGUUGAUGUUACUUCAAUUUUACCAAGGUAAUAUAGGCUUCAACAUCUUAACCAAUUUUUCCCUCUAAAGCACUGUGUUCAUAAAUCAACAAAGCAGCAUUGCCAGACCAAGGUCUAAGGGGGAUAGUAGUAGCUGAAUGUACACUUCUGUACCAAAACUUGAAAGAAAACUAGAAAUGUGAGUUUCAACAAACACUAAAAUUGGUCAGUGUGUUUCCUUUUGCCCUGGCCUUGCUUCUCAGAUGAGGAAUAGAAUUAUUUUGUGGAGAUAGUAAGCUUUGAGUCAUAAUGAAGUUGGUGCUUGUGUGGUGUUUCUUUAGGCUAAAGAAAGAUGUUUGAAACCCUUGUAAUUGUUUUAUGAGUAAAGAAAAGGUGCAAUCUAGUGAUUUUAGAUGGCUUGAUAUACCAAAUAAUGAUAGAGAACAUUGUUGUGUGCUUCCUCAAGUUUAAAAGCCUUGCCAAAACUAUACAAGGAUUAAUUUGCCUUCAUUUCCCCUUCCUUUUCUGGAUAGGGUUUAGGGAGCCAUAGGUAGCUAAAAGAGGACUCGAGUUUGUGGUCAGAGACCUCAGUAAAUCACAGGCACAUGGGCCCUGGUGUCCACACUGAAGGGUCCAUUACAUUACAUGUUAUUCCAUACUGUGGUUGAAGCUUUUGCCAGAAGAGGGGAUAGCAUGGAGUUCAGACGAUCUGGGAAAAUAAUCCACAAGCUUUCCUGUUUGCUUUUUGUGAGCCUGCUAUUAAGGCAGUGUGCACAGCCUGCUCUCAUUCCUUCAUGGCUGUGACGUUAGGCCAUGAAUCUGUUCCAUGUGGUUUAAGCCUUCCAGCUAAGUGAAGUUAGAGGAAAGGGCAGGCAUCUAUUUCUGGCUUCACACUCAUUUAAAAGUCCAGCUGCUUCAGAGUCAAUCCUGGAGCCAUAACAGGCUCAGUAUGACUCAGCUGCUUGAGCCCAGUGAUGUGCAGUCAGGCACUCUAGAGAAGCAGGCUGUACCUGGGUCUUGGCUCCAAAGGCCUAAGGGAAGAUGGGGUUUGGGGGCCAAAAUAAAGAUGAAUAUGACUUUCCCUGAGCACUUCCUUUGGUGACAGUGUCUAGAAUGAACCAGUCUAGAGAUAAGUCAAAAGUUUUGGAUAAUUGUUGUCACAGUUAAGGAUAGGGCAUGUCACUGAUGGCUUUUUCUUGUUCAUGCUCCAGUAUGAAAUGAGGAAAUUGACCACCCUCAGCCACUGUUUAAGGCCUGGCCUUUCUCAUAAUUGCCAGCUUGAAAUCUUACUCCAUUUUCUCAGUAGUGCCAGGCUAUUUGUUGACUGGCACACCUGUGUGACUGUGUACUGAUGUUGAACUUGCUGAAGCAGGUAUAUGCUCAAGAUUAGGUGUGAGGAAUCCCUCUGAUUCGGCACUAAAAUUUUAGUAUGUCCUGAAUGUUUUUUUUUUUUUUUUUUUUUUUUUUUUUUAUUAAUCUUUUCCAAGUAAGUCAAGAUGGUAGUGUUGAAUAAUGUCUUUACUUUGCAGGCAGAGAGCAGCAUCUUAGCUUCUGCACCUGGACUUGACUGUGGAGAAAGGCUGGUUUUCAGUCCUUUCAGUUUUAAUAGUCCUUCCCUUUGAGUGACUAUUUUGUGGGAUCUGAGACCAGGGCUCAUUUAAUAAAUCAGAAGCUAUCUUUUUCUGACAAGUUGCUACAUGGUUUAUCUGAUCCUGAGCUGUAGAAAUGGCAUCAGGACCAGUCUCCUAACAGUGGCCCUGGUGUCUGAGGGAGUCAUCAUGACUCGGAAACAGGUAUUGGUCCCAAGGCUAGCUCAAAGUUCUGUCCCAUGAUCUAGGCCCUGGGACUAUCUCUUUUUGUACCUUAACUGUAGUCUCACUGACUAAAGCAGAGGGUAGAGACAGAUUAAGACCAUAGGGUCAGAUCAGCGAGCCCCCAAUAGGAGAGCAGCUUUGGGUUGGCUAGAUACAUUAAAAACAACAACAACAACAACAAAACAAGGCUGUUUCCACCUGGCAUAGUUCAAGGGUAGGUAGUAGGUUCUCUAUGUUCUUGUCACUGCUCCAGCACUAGAUGAAGACAUCUUACAGCUCCACCCUAAAUAAGAUCUCCACAUUUACUUCAGACUCAAGCUUGUGAGUGUGGCGUCUUCCUUGUGUCCCUUCUCUGCAAGGUACCAGCUCCACCCAUUCUGAAUUUAAGAAAAUGUAUCUGAGCAAUUUCUGAUUUCUAGGGUUCUCUCUACUGCCAGUUAGAUCUUUGUGAGGUUUCCAUGCUUCAUAAACCAGAAGUCCAUUCUUGGUCCUUUGCUGCCAACUGCUCAUUCUUGACUUAGCUCUAGCCGUUUGUGACAACCACCCUUGUUUCCUUACAAAUCCUCGCAUGUAACUUUGGUACUCUUGUUGUUUCUUGUGAAGAAUCUAUUCUGUUGUCUUUGGUGUAAUAAGAAAUUCAUGUAGUUUAUGUAAAAAUAACUGACUCAGAAGGAAGCCAACUGUGUCUUGUGUUGGAACAAUUCAUAAUGUAAUUUCUAGACCACUUUUGCAAAUUGUUCUUGUCAUCAGAUGUGUUCAGACAUUGCUGUGCAGUUGUGGGGAAGGGUGGGGGGACAGUAAGGUGAGAACAUUGUUGGGGCUUUUUCUUUUUUUAACCUUCUCCAAGACUUGGAAUGGUCAGCCGACUCGCUCCAGAUGCAAUAAAGACAUUGCAGUGAA